Messenger RNA from Heterocephalus glaber (naked mole-rat), 1513 nucleotides. RefSeq lists its product as uncharacterized. The record is from RefSeq and is a predicted model, not a curated record. Lineage: Eukaryota; Metazoa; Chordata; Mammalia; Rodentia; Bathyergidae.
AUGACUGAAAGUGCUGAGCUAUGCCGAAAACGGGAACACUCACCAGUUGUUCAUCAAGAGGAACAAUUGCAAGUGGGCCACCCCAACGGAGCCCGGGGCGCGGUCUCUGAGGGCCCCUCCCGGGCGACCGCAGCCUCUCGUCCCGACCCCGCGCCGGCCGCCCACGCGCUGCAGCUGCCCUCGGCGGCGGCAGAGCAGUCGCGGCCAGGGGACAGGCAGCAUUUUGCAACCCUGGCUGCUCUCGCGCACGCUGCGCGGACCAUAGCCGUGGGCGAGCCGCAGCGUGCUCGGGUCCCAGCACCGCGUGAAGGUCGGCCGUUCGGCCCCCGGCCCUGCCACCCCGCCGGCCAUGGCCCACGGCUGCCCGCCGAGCGGUCAAGGACGACCGGACGGCCGGCCCGGGAAGUGCGCAGGGCCGGCCCGCGGCAGCUCCUCCCCGGCUGCGCCUUCCUGGUCGCACCGUCCGCGGCCCGGGGGCGGCGCCUCGCGGGGCGGCCCGCUCGCCCGGGCGCACUGACUCGCGGAGUUUCACUUCUGUCCCGCCUGUCCGCGCCGGGGCUGGGGACUCGAAUGACCGCUUUUGUUGUCUUGAACAAACUCCCGGUGGAGCCCGCGGAAAGGCCUCACAGACCUACAAGGGAAAGUUCUCGUCAAUUUGUCACGGAAAUGCCGGUGGAGAAGCAACGAGGGUUUUGGGGUUUGUUUGGGUUUUUUUCCUGCUCCGCACAGAGCCUGGGACUUCGGCCACCGAGGUGCAGCCGUGCGGCGACGGCCCUUUGCAAGGAGACUUGGGCUUCGCGUGCGGCGUCCCACUGGGCGUGCGCUCCGCAUUCUGAGAACGCGGCUGAGUUGAGGAAAAAGAAAACCGUCGGGAUCCACAGGACUGCGCACUGUCAGAACCAGGAAGCUCCUAGGCCAACUGAGCUAGAGCGCCCCCUGGGCUCCUCCUUCCCAGCUGUGGCCGGAGCGCUGGGGGCCGAGAGGCCGUGUCUCGGGUCGCCAUUGCAUCACGCGGGCAGCCGGCAGACAAAACGCGGGCGGGACGGGGUAGGGCCCCGAAAUCCCGCCCAGGUACUCGAGGGCGCGCGGGGGCUGAGGAGUGAGAUUAUGGCUCACGAGAGAUCACAGGUGUCGGGCCCGCUACGCGGGAUGGGGUGCAAGGAGACCAGGUACUGGGAUACCCAGGGGAGGUGCCCGGAGUUCCAUAAUCAGCCCGAGAUUGGCUGCGACCUUGGCAGAAAUCCUGCAGUUGGGAGAAAAAGCAUGUCGCCAUGUAAUCAUCAAGUGUAAUGCAGGUCCUGGAAUCUUGACUAAGGCAUUACUUGAAACUGGUGCCUCAGUGAUUGUGCUUGAAAGUCACAGAAAGUUUAUUCCACAUUUGAAGUCCUUAGUCCAUUUGAAGCUGAAUGGAAAACUAGAAAUGAUCCAUUGUGACUUUUUAAAAAUGAAUCCUAGCAAUCAUAAUUCAGUGCUUUCACAAGGGAAUUUUCCGAGUUUGGGAAUAAAAGCAAAU